GCGUUCUGUCAUGUCGGCUUCCGACCUGGAACUGGAAGUAUCAGUCUCGGAGGGCUAUGCCGACUUCAAUGUGCCCGCUGCUGGAAAGCCCUGCAAGACGUGGUACAAGAUCUUUGGCGACUUAAAGUCGAGUAGACCACUCAUCGGACUGCACGGCGGGCCAGGCGUUGUCCACAACUAUCUCCUCCCUCUUGCCGACCUCACCAAAGCCUACUCUAUUCCUGUCGUUCUGUAUGAUCAGAUAGGCAACGGGCGAAGCACCCAGUUGCCCCAAAAGAAGUUUGACGAAGCGUUUUGGGCAGAUCAACUCUUCGUGGACGAGUUGGAGAAUCUGCUCCGGCAUCUAGGCAUCCAAAACGAUUACAAUUUACUCGGUCACUCAUGGGGUGGGAUGGUAGCCGCGAGACACGCGACGAAGAGGCCGGAAGGACUUCGCCGAUUGAUUCUGUCCAACGCGCCCGCUGAUAUGAAACAAUGGCCCAUCGCCCAGAACGCCCUUCGCAAAGGCCUGCCAAAGGAGGUACAGGAUGUCUUAGACGCUCAGGAAGGUGUAGGUGCCUAUCAUUCGAAGGAGUAUCAGGAUGCUAUGGGGGUCUUCUACGGCAGGCACAUGUGCCGCGUCCAUCCCACGCCGGAUGAGCUGAAGGCGUGUUUCGAUCCGGAUAACAAAGACGACACGGUUUGGAUGACAAUGAACGGUCCCUCCGAGUUCGAAAUCACUGGGACGAUCAAGGACUGGACGAUCGUUGAUGAAGCGCGAAAUAUCAACGCCCCGACGCUCUUGAUCAAUGGCCGUUAUGACAGUGCGCAAGACAACGUGGUAGAAGGAUACUUCGGGAGCAUACCUCACAUACGAUGGUACACCUUCGCAGAGAGCAGCCAUAUGCCCCAACUAGAGGAGCGGGAGAGAUUCAUGCGUCUUGUUUCCCGCUUUCUGUUGGACGACAUUUGA
Punctularia strigosozonata HHB-11173 SS5 is the source of this 952-nucleotide messenger RNA. Its product is annotated as proline-specific peptidase. Gene Ontology annotation, molecular function: peptidase activity. Bases 11 to 952 code for a protein of 313 amino acids. The record is from RefSeq and is a predicted model, not a curated record. Gene Ontology annotation, biological process: proteolysis. Lineage: Eukaryota; Fungi; Basidiomycota; Agaricomycetes; Corticiales; Punctulariaceae. The transcript is spliced from 3 exons.